Anastrepha ludens (Mexican fruit fly) is the source of this 6454-nucleotide messenger RNA. RefSeq names its product homeotic protein labial-like. Gene Ontology annotation, molecular function: RNA polymerase II cis-regulatory region sequence-specific DNA binding; DNA-binding transcription factor activity, RNA polymerase II-specific. The record is from RefSeq and is a predicted model, not a curated record. NCBI's taxonomy places the organism in Eukaryota, Metazoa, Arthropoda, Insecta, Diptera, Tephritidae. Bases 472 to 2421 code for a protein of 649 amino acids. The transcript is spliced from 3 exons. Gene Ontology annotation, cellular component: nucleus. Gene Ontology annotation, biological process: regulation of transcription by RNA polymerase II.
UAAACAGCGUUGUGAGCGCGUUUCGUUCGAAAUUAAGUAAAUUACUCGUAGAGCGGUUGGCGUAACGUCGAAUUGUCACCGAUAUUCCCAAACUGUUAGAAGGUGCAUAAGCGAAUUCAAGUUGUGCAAUGUGUAUAGCCUAAGUAGUUCAGGCGAUCCACACGAACUACUGCAAGUGUUUAGUGCUCUAAAGUGCUGCAUAUAUGUAUAGUAGAUAUAUACAUACGUAUGUAAAUAAAUAAUACCAUAGUACCCAAAAAUGUGCCAAUUUAUGUGAAUCAUAAAUUCAAUCAAACACCAAUAAUCAAGUAACUGUGUUUAAAGUGAACCGUUAAGCAAUACCGAGGAGUUGUAGGCAUAAGUAUUUUUACACUUACAUAAUAAAAGCAACUGUUAGCUUCGAUUGGUCAGCUACAGGCGCGAACUACACCCACGUGUAACUUUCUCCUUCGAACUUCUGGUCUGGUCAAUAUGAUGGACGUUAGCAGCAUGUACGGCAAUCACCAUCCACACCACCAAAACAGUUAUCACUCCAAUAGCGCUGCCACUGCCGCCGACAUGGCUGCUGUUGUCUCUUCCACCGGAUAUCCGAACGCCUACUUCCCAGCGGCUGCUUCUGCAGCAUUACCCACGCAUCAUCAUCAGGUUCAUCAUCACCAACAUCAUUUGGGCUAUGCGGGCUAUGUGACGGAUGGUUCAUCACCCAACUACUAUCCCCAACAACAACAACUAACUCCACCCCCGUCGUCUUUGCAGCAAAUACCAGCGGGUGUAAGCCAAACAACUUCAACCGGUACGCCACUACAACAUCAACAGCAGCAGCCGCAGCCGCAAGCGCAGCAACAACAACCUAUGUACCCCCACGCUCAUCUUUUUAGUCCAAGUGCUGCUGAAUACGGCAUCACAACAUCUUCCAGCUCUGGUCCAGUGACCACCUCGGGCACACCACUGCACCCGUCAAGUCAUUCUCCAACAGACUCCUACUACGAAAGUGACUCAGUACAUUCCUACUAUGCAACGGCAGCGGUAGAUGCAAUACCACCUUCUACACACUCCCCAAUUUCCGCCUCCAAUGCAAUUCAAAACAAUCCAACACCGACCAAUGAUCCACCGAUCAUAAGCUCAGAAAAUGGCUUGAGCUACACCAAUCUGGAUUGUUUGUAUAAUCAAAAUGCUGUAACGCACCCACAACAGCAACAGAUUCAACAUGGUUAUGCCUCAUUGCCCCACAACAAUGGCAGUGGUGGUGGCAAUGUGGAGGAAAAGUACGCAGCCGUAUUGCAUUCUACAUACGGCACGGCAGGCUUAGCCUUCGACGAACCCCUUAUGCAAAUGUCAACGAGUCAACAACAAUCACCACCUCAGAUGUGGCAUCAUCAACAUAUUAGUGGUGGGUACAGCCUGGAUGCUGGAAUUCCCAUGGAGUCUUUGGGCAUACAUCCCUUGAAUAUGGCGCACAUGCAAACAGUGCCGCCACCCCAGCAUCCGAAUCAACAUCAUCAGCAACAACAACAGCAUCAUCUGCAACAACAUGGAUCACCAAAUGGGCCGCGAAGUCAACAAGUUGUCUCGCCCGACGGCACGGGAUUGCCCUCAUCGCCGGGAUCAGCAUCUAGCCAAGCAGGCUCACAAAAUAAAUCCCCUAAUCAGGCGAGCAAUUUACCAACAUACAAAUGGAUGCAGUUGAAACGAAAUGUACCCAAACCACAAGCACCAAAACUACCUGCCACAAUACACGAUUAUCAGCUGAAUGGACAUCAGCUAGACAUUUGCCGCAACAGCUUACCCGCCGGCCAACAGACUCAGACGAGCCUACUCUUAGCGGGUGGCAAUGGCAACGCGCCGGGACUGGUCAUUGGUGCGCCCAAUAUGAGUAGCUGCAGCCUGAGUGCGACUAAUAAUUCGGGACGUACCAAUUUUACCAACAAGCAGUUGACUGAACUAGAGAAGGAGUUCCAUUUCAACCGCUAUUUGACACGCGCACGUCGCAUUGAAAUCGCCAACACACUGCAGCUCAACGAGACCCAGGUGAAAAUUUGGUUCCAGAACCGCCGCAUGAAACAGAAGAAACGGGUCAAGGAGGGUCUAAUACCGGGGGACAUACUGGCGCAACAAACCGUGUCGACCACUUCGUCUACAACAUCAAGCAGCAUCGGUUCUGCAGCUGGUCCAACGAACGCUAAUUGCAACUUUAAUGUUGGCAACAAUUGCCAUAAUAGUGCCAACAACACUAAUGCGCAUGCCCAUGGUGGCCCUAGCGCCGGAAAUAAGCCCAGUGUACCUCGUAUGGGCUCAUCGACCGUCAACAGCAGUGAUGCUGGGGCUCACAAUAACGACUCCUGUCAUAAUGGCAACAAUACGCUCAGCAGCGGAGAUUGUAAUCUGACAGCGCAUAGCGAUAAUAGCCGUGAAUCAAAUUAAUACGAUCGCAUUUGCGCUGGCAUCACACCACUGACCAGCAUCACUUAUGCCAGGCGAUAGCUUCAUCCACUGGGCAGGUGGGAGCGCUCAUACGGUAUAUUGCACGUAUGUGUAUUAACUGUGUUAGUUGAAUUUGCCAAGUGUCGGACGCUUACACCCACAGCUAGGAACAAAAAGGGGGCUACAAAUGCGUACCGAUAUUGGCUGUGAUAACAGUUUAAAGUACAUAAUAAUAAUAAAUUAAUUCGCAAAUAUAUAAUACAUACUUACAUACAUACGCAGCCAUGACUGUGGUCUCUAUAUAGCAGUAUAUUCGUGAGUAUGUAUAGUAGUUUAUGAGUCCAAAUGUACAGUAAUCAAAAUUUUUGAAGGCUUUUGCAAAUGCUUUCCAUAUAUGUAUACACACAUAAGCACAAAUGAAUAGAAACACAUGAAAAUAAGUAAAACUGGUGGCAAAUUAAGGCACUCGAGAACUUACAAAAAUAGCAAUAUUCGAUUCACAAUUUGCGCUAAUUGAAAUUACGGAUUUACGCGUACGUAAGGUGCGAUCUUUUCCGACAGGCAGUGAAUAUUUCAAGACACUAAGAGACUGGAGUUAUUUUAGCUAGAAUGGUAGAAAAUAUACGCCAUGUACCUUUUUUACGGUUUGACGUCUUCUACUCGCAUUGUGACGAUUGUGUUCUCGAUCUUAUUGAAAAUAUCACGUUUCAUCGGCAGUUACAAUAUCGAGAAGGAAGACUUUGUCCUCUGCGAAUGAUGAAUUCUGAUUCUCAAUACGCCAUUAGCCCAAACACUUUAAUAUUUUAAUAUGCCUUAUUCCGAUUCCAUGAAUUUCAAUGAACUCUGCUAUGAGGCAAGUAUAAUUGAUAACAAGAUUUGGCCAACCGAAGCAAAAUUGUCAGAAUAACGUUGGCCGCUACGUCAUAAGCCCCUACGACAGCAAUAUUGUGCAAGCUCAUUUCAUAUGUAUACGCACACUCGUGCAAUCAGUCGUUGUUCAGACGGUAAGGAAGUUACUUGAGCAAUUACUACGUUGAUUUUUUUGUAUAUUACCAACACAAUCCCAGUUUUUCCUAAACAAACUGCUGUCACAUCCAGUGUUUCGUCAGCAAAUCAACUGAUUCCUUCACAGUCGCUGAGAGCCGGUUAACAGCCUGAUGUUGGCCACAUCUUCUGAAUUAUCUUCACCGUACAGACGGCAGCAAUGUACUUAACAUGAGCAGUAGCUGUGGUUAUUUUUCCAUAUACCAUAUCUCCAGCACAGUCUCAGUGUUUCCUGACCUCUGUUGUAAACAAAUCACUUUCAUAUAUAAUAGCUUAUGGCGUCAGCAAAUCAGCUGAUUAGCGGUUUGAUGUUGACCACACCUAUGCAUUCUGUACAUCGUGGCUAUAAUAUUAAUAUUAAAUUACAUACGUUGAAUUGAAACAUUUUGGCAAAAGUUAUACUAAGUUUCUUUGUAUACCUGAUGAGUAUAGGUUACACUAUCAACUUAGAUACAAUAACGUCGGUUCCAGUCUAACAAAAGUCAUACAACUUUUAAUGCAGGUCGGAAAAUAAUAGGCAUUCUGAACGUACAAUGAAACCUAUACAUAUAAGGUGCCACCGAAAAUUGCUCUAUUCCAAAAGUUCUGUUUAUUUGAAAAGCACCUUGUGAAUUAUGAGUGCAGUAAUGCGCACUCUCUAUUGGAUGGUGACGUGAAAAUGUGCCAUAUUUCAUAACUUUAAGAUUUACACAUAGAACAAAAAGAUUAGCGCGUCAAAAAUCUGUAUUGUAUGGGCAUAAGUCUUGAUAUUAUAUGAGCUAUUAAAAAAAAUUUACUAGAUAUUCCAUCUAAACUAUAAACGAACACUUUAACCUUUUGUUUACCGGACGAGAAUAUAUUGUGCUCCCGAUUCAACAUUUGAUACCUUUGAACUCUGUAACACUUGCUUUUUGAUUAUUACUAUGUUUCCUAAUAGUUGGUGUUGCUAAUAAAAUUUUCCAGUAGGAACUGCAUAGCUUUUUUUCGGUAGACAAAGAGUUAAAAAUUAAUAUCAGAAUGUAAAGCAAGAAAAUGCAGAAUGCUGUGAUGAGUAAAUCAAUUUGAUAAUAAUUUCAAAAAUGUUUCUUUGCAAACCUUUCGCACUGUUUUUUAGUUGUAGUCAAAUUUCAGAGUAAAAACAGUGCAAAAGUAAAAUGUAGAUAAUUUCCAGAGAAUUGUUUAAACGCCACCAUGAUCAAAAAAACUCCGGGAAUAUGUUCAGAAGACUGAAAAAAAACAAGUUUAUUUCUCAAAAGCGAUAUUAUCACCUUCAAAGUACUUCCUGCACUUAUGCCAGUGUUUGAUCCAGCUCUCAAAACAUUUCUGGAACUAUAUUUUCGAUAUAGCCAGCAGAGCCGUCUUCGAUUUUUCCAUUUCUUCCUUUCGGCUGUUCGGCUACAUCUGCUAUUCUGGCUCGCUCAAACAGGAAAAAUCGCAGGGAGCCAUAUCAGGGGAAUUCGAUAGCUGUUGGAUGGUUCUCGUUUUGUUCUUGGUCGAAAAUUCACGGAUAAUGAUGGCACUAUGCGAUGGUGCGCUAUUAUGGUGCAAAAUCCACAAGUUGUUUUUCCAUAAAUCCUUUCUUUUUUGACUGUCCGAUCUUCUGGCAAAACUUCGUGGUGUAGAAUACCGUUGUAAUCCAUAAAAACUGUGAGCAUCGCUUUUUUUUUUUGAAAACGACGUGGUUUUUUCGUCUUUGUUCAAUCGAGCUCCCCGCUCCCUAGCCUGAUUUCUGGAUUGCGUGUGGAUAAACCCACGUCUCAUCUCCAGUAAAUAUUCGUUUGAUGAAUGUUGGGUCGGAUUAAGCAUUGGAAAUCAAGUCUUCAGAUACUUUGGGAUCAACUUUACAGCAACACGGCGCAAACUCACUGUUCAAAUUCUCUGCGAACCCUCUGAUGGGUAAUUUGCGAUUGACUGUUCUUCCAUAAGCACUGUUCAAAUCCUCUGCGAUGAUGGGUAAUUUGCGAUUGAAUUUUCUUCCACUUUACUGAUGAGAUCAGUUUUCGAUAUCGACGGCCUGCUAUUACGUUCGAUGGGCUCACGAUCUCUUCUGAAACGUGCGUGCCACUAGUAAACGGCUGUUUUCUGUUUUCUUUAAAUUAUCAUUACCAAAACAAUUUGCCAAAAUUUCUAAGGUUUUCGCCCACUGAAUCCAUUUUCAACGCAAAAUUCAAUACAAAGUCCUUGUUGUAAAUUCAAAUGCAUUUUUAAAACUGUAAGAAGUCGAAAACACGUGCAGAGGUAGAUUUACUCAAGACGGCGUAGCUUUUACAAAUAUCACGCAAUGGUGAUAAAAUUUUGGUUGGAAUGUUAAUCACAGAUGUGUUAACCUAAAAAAACAAAGCACAAAUCGGUUGGCUUAGAGCAUCACCUGCGGCUGCUCCGCGAAUUUUUGAUCAAGGUGUCAUGUAAUCAUAAUUUAGUGUGAUGAGUCAUGACAUACUUUACAGAAACAUCCUCAAUCAUUUAAAAAAUAAUUGUUCCAAACCCUCGUUAAAAGGACAAUAUUUCCACAACACAUGGAAGCAAAAAGAUCUAUACCAUCUCAAAGCGAAAUAAUUCAGACUUAUGCAUAUUGGGCAGUCCCCAUACAAAAUUGUAUAUAAUCAAAAUGAAUGUUAUUAAAUAAGCGGCUGGUAAAUUAUUUAUAUACACACAUACAUUGGUAUAUGUGCACAAGUAGCUAAUUAUGGUAAAAUAAAAAUAAUUAACACUAACAUAAAUUUGCAAAUUUAAGAUUAAAAAUACGAAAUACAAACUCAGGGUUUUGCAGAAAUGUCGCAUUAUCUGCAAAAGUUAGUGAAUACAAUUAGCGAUCCAUUGAACCAAUCAAAAUGUAUAUAUAUAAACUCAUACCUACUUAGUAUAAAGAACAAUAAAGUUAUUCUUAAUUCAACUAAAUAGGAAAGUAUUGGCAAUUUUAUUUGUAAAUAUAAAUACUUAGUAUAUCGUAAAAACAUGAAUAAAUACAUUUAAAUUUUUUUUUUUUCAUUUGAUUGAAGUGAUUGUACAA